AGGGUGCUCCCAAAACUUUGUUCAAAGUGAACUUUUACCAUUCUAGAAAAAUCUCUAUCCAUUACUACCAAUUGUGCUCAUUGAUACGUUGUCAAUCAAUCUAUCAUCGGUUAUCGAUUCGAAUCGUCUCGAUGCAUUUAUUUGCACCGGCAAUUCAGUGUCAAUAAAGAACACGUGUUGUAGACUAUUUCUUUCCUGAAUUUUCGUGUAAUAGAAGUUUUGGAAUCUGCUUAGGUUGGCGUAGGACGAGAAUGUCCGAUGAUGGGGGUGGUCUUGUGUCUAAGGGAAGUAUGAUCGUGGUGUCGAAUCGCUUGCCCUUCGUUCUGGUCAGGAAUCAGAAGACUGGAGCUUUGGAGAGGAAAGCCAGUGCUGGAGGUUUAGUAACAGCAGUAUCUCCAGUAGUAAUAAAAGGACGAGGUGUAUGGGUAGGAUGGCCCGGAAUUCAUUUGGACAAUCCGGAUGAAAAAAUUCCGGAGUCCGAUCCUGAUGAUAAAACACCUACUGCAGGAUUACUUUCAAAAAAGGUUGUGGCGGUCCACGUAGACCGCGACAUUUUCGAUUCCUACUACAAUGGCUGUUGCAAUGGAACCUUUUGGCCUCUUUUUCAUUCCAUGCCAGAUAGAGCCACUUUCUGCGCAGACCAUUGGGUAUCCUAUGUUCGUGUCAACCAAGAAUUUGCAGCAAAAACUGUCAAAGCCUUAGAAAUUCUAAGAGAAGAAACUGGAAAUGGUGUCCAUACCAAUGGAAAUGGCUCAGAAAAUGGUCAUACUAAUGGGCAUUCUCAUAGAGGUGCUCCACUUGUGUGGAUUCAUGAUUAUCAUUUGAUGUUGGCUGCCAAUUGGUUGAGGCAGGCAGCUGAAGAAAAUGAUUUGCCAUGCAAACUAGGCUUCUUCCUACACAUUCCAUUCCCACCAUGGGAUAUCUUCAGACUUUUUCCUUGGUCAGAUGAAAUUUUGCAAGGAAUGCUGGGUUGUGACAUGAUAGGUUUCCACAUCCAAGAUUAUUGUCUAAACUUCGUCGAUUGUUGCCAAAGAAAUUUAGGUUGCAGAGUUGACCGUAAAAAUUUGUUGGUAGAACACGGAGGCAGAACUGUUCGUAUUCGUCCUUUGCCAAUUGGCAUUCCUUUCGAAAGAUUUGUCACACUUGCUGAAACUGCUCCUACGUUGAUGCAGACGAAUCCAAGAAUCGUUUUAGGAGUUGAUAGAUUAGAUUAUACGAAGGGACUUGUGAAUAGAUUGAAAGCCUUCGAAAUGCUGAUGGAGAAGUAUCCCGAGCACCAGGAAAAGGUUGUGCUUUUACAAAUUGCUGUGCCAUCAAGAACUGAUGUAAGAGAAUAUCAAGAUUUGAAAGAAGAAAUGGAUCAACUUGUUGGAAGAAUCAAUGGUCGCUUCACGACGCCCAAUUGGUCGCCAAUCCGAUAUAUUUAUGGUUGCGUUGGCCAGGAUAAGUUGGCAGCUUUCUAUCGAGAUGCAGCAGUGGCUUUAGUAACUCCAUUGAGAGAUGGAAUGAAUUUAGUGGCUAAAGAGUUUGUGGCUUGCCAAAUCCGGAGGCCGCCCGGAGUUUUAGUAGUAUCACCUUUCGCCGGAGCUGGAGAAAUGAUGCAUGAAGCACUCGUUUGCAAUCCUUAUGAAAUAGACGAAGCUGCUAGAGUAAUUCACAGAGCCUUGACGAUGCCUGAAGAUGAAAGAACAAUGAGAAUGAACCAUCUGCGUAGAAGAGAAAAAGUUCAUGAUGUCAACCAUUGGAUGAGAUCAUUCCUCAAAGCAAUGGACUCUUUAGAGGAAGAACGUGAUGAAGUUGGAGCUACUACCAUGCAACCAGUCACCAUAGAUGAUUUUGACGAUUACUUGUCAAAGUAUAUUGGUGCCAAUGACAAAUUAGCAUUGCUCCUGGAUUACGAUGGUACUUUGGCUCCAAUUGCUCCCCAUCCAGAUUUGGCAACACUUCCACCUGAAACCAAGCACGUGAUCCAACGUCUAUCCAACAUGCCCGAUGUGUAUGUCGCUAUAGUUUCAGGACGUAAUGUGGAAAAUGUAAAACAGAUGGUUGGAAUAGAAGGCAUAACCUAUGCAGGAAACCAUGGUCUAGAAAUUCUACAUCCUGAUGGAAGUAUGUUUGUUCAUCCAAUGCCUAUUGAAUAUGAGAAGAAAGUAAGCAACUUGCUGCAGUCUUUACAAGAACAGGUGUGUAGAGAUGGCGCUUGGGUUGAAAAUAAAGGUGCAAUGCUUACAUUCCAUUAUCGAGAAACUCCACUUUAUGCUAGGCAGAGUAUGAUUCAACAAGCAAGACAGUUGAUCGAGAAGUCUGGAUUCACUGCUGCAAAUGCCCAUUGUGCUAUAGAAGCGAAACCACCAGUUCAAUGGAACAAAGGUCGUGCAUCAAUUUACAUUUUGCGAACUGCUUUUGGUGUAGAUUGGAGCGAAAGAAUUAAAAUUAUAUAUGCAGGAGAUGAUGUUACUGAUGAAGAUGCCAUGCAGGCCCUGAAGGGUAUGGCUGCUACUUUCCGAGUGGCAUCAUCAAACAUCAUCAAAACCUCUGCUGAACGUCGAUUGCCUUCUACAGAUUCAGUAGUUACAAUGUUAAAAUGGGUCGAAAGACAUUUUAAUAAACGUAAACCAAGAAAUAAUUCUAUAACCUACAAAUUGAAGAAACAGGAUAGUGUCAAAAUGCAUAUGUCUUUUGAUUGCAAACCAUAUCACAACAGCAGUUCGGAUGAAAAUGCUUGAAAAAAUUACUUUGAACUGCAGCUCUCUAAAUGUUAUGUAUUUAAAAAACAGCCAAUCAUUUGCAAGUAUAUUAUAUUGAUAUUUCACAAAUAAUAAGGAUCUGAUACGUACGUAAAAGUAAUAUAAGAUGCCAUGAAUAUUUUUUACAUUCAUAGAAAUCGAUUCAAAAUUAAACUGAAUCAAAAAUUAGGAAGUAAUUUGCUAUUUUUUAUUAUAAGCUAUUAUUGAGAAAUAUUUUUCAAUAACGAAUUUUAACUAAAUGCAAAUAUGUUCAAUUUUAUUACUCAAUCAAUAAUUUAUUUAACUGUGUUUUAAACUAUGAUGUGUUUAGUAUAUUUUAGAUUUAUUUGAUAAAUAUCACUUAGAACUUUCUUAUAUAUUUUCUUUGAUAAAUCAAAGCAAAAAA
Molecule: messenger RNA, 3132 nt
Organism: Ctenocephalides felis (cat flea)
Lineage: Eukaryota; Metazoa; Arthropoda; Insecta; Siphonaptera; Pulicidae
Product: alpha,alpha-trehalose-phosphate synthase [UDP-forming]-like
Exons: 12
Coding region: 252-2726 (824 amino acids)
Biological process (GO): trehalose biosynthetic process
Cellular component (GO): alpha,alpha-trehalose-phosphate synthase complex (UDP-forming); cytosol
Molecular function (GO): catalytic activity
Source: RefSeq, a predicted model, not a curated record